CCGAAAAGUCCACCAAUGAGCGCGUGGCGGUUGCAACUCUGUUUUCGCCGAUGCCCAAGAAGAAGGCCAAGAAGUCGAAGUCGGCGGCGGCGAGCGGCGAAGACGGCGCGCCGGAAGCGCAUCCGGACGCCGAGUACGUUCCGCUGGCGAUCCCCGAAGAGACGGUCGAGCUCGUGACACUCGACAUGCGGCUGCUCAAUUGGAGCUACCUCAACUUCAAGUGGAAGGUCAAGACGUCGACGCGGCUCUUUGCCGUCAAGAACGAGAUUGAGAAGCGCCAUGGGCCCAUCACGAACCUCAAGAUCUGCAAGGACCACUUUGCCGAGGCGAACGAACUCACAGAUGAGAUGCUGACGCUGCACGAGUACGGCAUUGACGGCGCGCCGGCGUUCGAGAAGGAAGUCGUGUGUUUCAUCUACUACGACUUCAAGCCCACGCAGCACGACAACCCGCUCUUGCUUGCGACCGAGCAAUACUGAUGGACAAGAUUGUCAUACAAGAAUAAAUAGUCGAUGAGAGGAGGGUUAAAUAACUAGUACAAAACUAGGCCAGCUGGCUCACAAGGUGGCGCUGCUCGGCUUCCAG
Saprolegnia parasitica CBS 223.65 is the source of this 585-nucleotide messenger RNA. RefSeq lists its product as hypothetical. The record is from RefSeq and is a predicted model, not a curated record. The coding region runs from base 51 to 479 and encodes 142 amino acids. The transcript is spliced from 5 exons. Lineage: Eukaryota; Oomycota; Saprolegniomycetes; Saprolegniales; Saprolegniaceae.